GGGGGCCGGCGCGGGUGCCACUGCGGGGGGUCACUGCCGGGGGGCACCGCAGCCGUUCCCACCUUUGCUUUUUGCCCAAUUCCCCUCUUUCUCCAGCCAAGAAGAUGGCCCAGACGGCGAGACACCGGCACGCCGAGAGCCUGGGCGCCGGCAAAGCCAUCGCCGUCCUCACCUCGGGGGGGGACGCACAGGGCAUGAACGCUGCCGUCCGCGCCGUGGUGCGGGUGGGCAUUUAUACCGGUGCCAAGGUCUACUUCGUGCAUGAGGGCUACCAGGGGCUGGUGGACGGAGGCGACAACAUCAAGGAGGCCACGUGGGAGAGUGUCUCCAUGAUGCUGCAGCUGGGGGGCACAGUCAUCGGCAGCGCCCGCUGCCAGGACUUCCGGACACGUGAGGGACGGUUGAAAGCAGCUCGAAACCUGGUGAAACGCGGGAUCACCAACCUCUGCGUCAUUGGUGGCGAUGGGAGUCUCACCGGUGCCGACACCUUCCGUGCAGAGUGGAGCAACCUCCUGGCUGAGCUGGUGAAGGGCGGUGGGAUCACGGCGGAGGAGGCAAAGAAGUCGAGUCACCUCAACAUCGUGGGCAUGGUGGGCUCCAUCGACAACGACUUCUGCGGCACCGACAUGACCAUCGGCACCGACUCAGCACUGCACCGCAUCAUGGAGAUUGUGGACGCCAUCACCACCACGGCCCAGAGCCACCAGCGGACAUUCGUGCUGGAAGUGAUGGGUCGCCACUGUGGCUACUUGGCGCUCAUCACCGCCCUGGCCUGCGGCGCUGACUGGGUCUUCAUCCCCGAGUCCCCCCCUGAGGAUGACUGGGAAGACCACUUGUGCCGGAGGUUGACAGAGACCCGUGUGGGCGGCUCGAGGUUGAACAUCAUCAUCGUGGCAGAAGGCGCCAUUGACAAGCAAGGCAAGGCCAUCACCUCCGACGACAUCAAAAAUCUGGUGGUGAAACGUUUGGGAUACGACACCCGGGUCACCAUCCUGGGCCACGUCCAGCGUGGUGGGACACCCUCUGCCUUCGACCGCAUCCUGGGCAGCCGGAUGGGCGUUGAAGCCGUCAUGGCUCUGCUGGAGGGGACCCCCGACACCCCGGCCUGCGUCGUCAGCCUCUCGGGCAACCAAGCCGUGCGCCUGCCCCUCAUGGAGUGCGUCCAGGUGACCAAGGACGUGACGACGGCAAUGAACGAGGGGCGCUUUGAGGAAGCCCUGAAGCUGCGGGGCCGGAGCUUCCAGAACAACUGGAACGUAUACAAGCUGCUGGCGCACAUCCGCCCUCCCUCCACCAAGAGUGGUUACACCCUGGCCGUGCUCAACGUGGGUGCUCCGGCUGCCGGCAUGAACGCAGCUGUCCGGUCAACCGUGAGGAUUGGCCUCAUCCACGGGCAUCGGAUGCUGGCAGUGCAUGACGGCUUCGAAGGGCUCGCCUUCGGGCAGGUGGAAGAAAUCAGCUGGGACAGGGUCGGCAGCUGGACGGGACUGGGAGGAUCCAAACUGGGGACAAAGAGGACUUUGCCCAAGAAAUACUUUGAGGAAAUCAGUGUUAACAUCAGCAAUUUCGGCAUCCAUGGGCUGAUCAUCAUCGGUGGCUUUGAGGCUUUUACGGGCAGCCUGGAGCUGAUGGAAGGGAGAGCCAAGUUCGAGGAGCUCUGCAUCCCACUCUGCAUCAUCCCCGCCACCGUCUCCAACAACGUCCCCGGCUCUGACUUCAGCAUCGGUGCCGACACCGCACUCAACACCAUCACCACGACCUGUGACCGUAUCAAGCAAUCGGCAGCCGGCACAAAGCGCCGCGUCUUCAUCAUCGAGACGAUGGGUGGCUACUGCGGGUACCUGGCCACCAUGGCAGGGCUGGCAGCGGGCGCCGACGCUGCCUACAUCUACGAAGACCCCUUCAAUAUCCACGAUUUGCAGGUCAACGUAGAGCAUUUAACAGAGAAGAUGAAGACGACGGUGAAGAGGGGGCUGGUGCUCCGGAAUGAGCGGUGCAAUGAAAACUACACCACCGACUUCAUCUAUAAUCUCUACUCGGAGGAAGGCAAGGGCAUCUUCGACUGCCGUAAGAAUGUCCUGGGACACAUGCAGCAGGGUGGCACCCCAACCCCCUUCGACAGGAACUUCGGCACUAAAAUGGGUGCCAAGGCGGUGGCUUGGAUCACCGGAAAGAUCAAGGAAUGCACCCGGCACGGUCGGAUCUUUGCCAACACGGCUGACUCCGCUUGUCUGCUGGGCAUGCGGAAGCGCAGCCUCGUCUUCCAACCCAUCACCGAGCUCAAGGCGCAGACGGACUUCGAGCACCGCAUUCCCAAGGAGCAGUGGUGGCUGAAGCUUCGCCCCAUCCUAAAAAUCCUGGCCAAGUACAACAUCGAGCUGGACACCUCCGAAAAAGCCCAUCUGGAGCACGUCACACGCAAGAACGUCUCACUCGAGUCCAACAUUUAAGAGGCGACAGCUGACACGACUUCUCCUGCCUCAGAAUGUGUCCCCACAUCACUCAGGGGAAUCUCUAGAAUCCUGUGCUCCCCAGGAAGAGGCAGCACCUCCCUGCCCUGAGGGCACCCCCUGCCUCGGGUUUCUGGAAGCAGAGGGUUUCCUCAGAGUAAAUUUUGCGUUGGUUUAGAUAUUUUAUGGGGUUUUCCCCCAGAAAAGCCAUUUCACGAAUGGGGGCAGGAUGUGGUGAUGAGUCGAGUCCCCCGGGCACUGCUUUAGUCUUAAAAAUUCAGAAUUAAAGAUGCUUCAAUAAAUUCAACGCUCACUCCUA
Messenger RNA from Cuculus canorus (common cuckoo), 2769 nucleotides. It is a transcript of the gene PFKM, whose product is annotated as phosphofructokinase, muscle. The record is from RefSeq and is a predicted model, not a curated record. NCBI's taxonomy places the organism in Eukaryota, Metazoa, Chordata, Aves, Cuculiformes, Cuculidae. Gene Ontology annotation, molecular function: ATP binding; monosaccharide binding; AMP binding. Gene Ontology annotation, cellular component: cytoplasm; 6-phosphofructokinase complex; membrane. The coding region runs from base 105 to 2450 and encodes 781 amino acids. The transcript has 22 exons. Gene Ontology annotation, biological process: canonical glycolysis; fructose 6-phosphate metabolic process; fructose 1,6-bisphosphate metabolic process.